AUGGACGCUACCUACAAGCUCACACAUCAGCAACAGCAGCAUCACUCUGAUAUACUGGGUCUACUCCGACGAGUCUACGCGGCUGUCAGUGGGAAGUCGCUUCAUGUUCGUAUUGGGAUAGAUGUUGCAGCCCAGUGGAACGCACUGCAGGAAGUGUUCAGCCCGGACAACCAUUUUACAUUCCUCAUGUGCAACUGUAAUGUGGCAUAG
Molecule: messenger RNA, 210 nt
Organism: Phytophthora nicotianae INRA-310
Lineage: Eukaryota; Oomycota; Peronosporomycetes; Peronosporales; Peronosporaceae
Exons: 2
Coding region: 1-210 (69 amino acids)
Source: RefSeq, a predicted model, not a curated record